GGGUAGGGAAAGACUAGAGGAUACUCUGGGCAAGAGUCUUUGUCCUCUGCUUAUACGAGUAUACGUGAUACAAAGUAACGUUUCUGUACGUGACGCAACGCGUAUUAAUCUAUACAAGACAUAAAGUACAGAUUGUGUACGUGACAGGAAACAAUGUUUGUGUACGUGACACGAAGUAACGUUUGUGUACGUGAUACAAAACAAUGUUUGUGAACGCGACAUGAAACGAUGAUUUUAUACGUGACACAAUAUAAUGUUUGUCUACGUGAUCAGAUUAAGAGAAGUUGAUUAAUUGUUCUAGGUCAACUACUCUGUUUUAAUUGAUAAAAGGCAAAAGUAAAAGAAUGCUAUGAUAUGACAACGACCUUGUCUACUGGUCGUCGAUCUUUGACUCUGAGUGUCCAUGGCCGUAGACUGAUUAAUAGUGUAUGGUCAGUUUAAAAGGUGUCUGCAACGCCAUUUUGUCAUUCACAAACGUGGAACGUUUCAAACUGCAGCUCCAACAAUGGUGAAACUUUUUAUUGCCUUUGCCUUUAUGGCUAUCGUAGCAGUGGGGUAUAGUAAAGAAUGCUGCUCUGCGGAGGACAAACAAUCUGUGUCAAGCCAAUGGCAUGAUCUCUGGACAGCAACUAACGGAGGGGGCAGAGUAAAAAUCGCCACCGAUGUAUUUACUAGAUUUUUCGCCAAAAACCCAGAAGCCAGGGCUCUGUUUAAAAACGUACGCGGAGAUGACUUCAAUCACCCUGAGUGGGUGGCCCACACCGUUAGAAUCAUGAACGGCUUUGACCUCUGCAUUAACAACCUUGAAGACACAAAGCUAUUUAACCAAGUCGUAGGUCAUCUUAGCUCCCAGCACGUGGCACGCAUUGCCGAUGGAUUUGAUCCAAACUACUUUGAUCUAUUCAAGGAGCCGCUUGGAGAGACUCUUGAAUCUGUCAUCUCUGGUUUUAACGCUAUUGCAUGGGACAACUGCUAUAAUCGCAUCUCAGAGGGACUCAAGUCCAAUUUCUAAACUGAAUUAAAUUCACUAAGAAAAAUGGACACUUUAUCUGACUCUAUCAAGGCUAUUGAUCAAUUGAACGUUUAAAAUAGCUACUGUGGAGCUUUGAUUAAGAUCGUUGAUUUAAUAUGCUAUUAUCUUAGAUUGCCCUAUAUUGGGUAAAUAAAUAAUUGUACAUAAUGUAUAUAGGUCUUAGUGUGCUCUUUAUUAUAAAUGUACAUAUACG
Messenger RNA from Owenia fusiformis, 1226 nucleotides. NCBI's taxonomy places the organism in Eukaryota, Metazoa, Annelida, Polychaeta, Sabellida, Oweniidae. The record is from the annotation of a GenBank genome assembly.